UCGUGGGUAAAAGGUAAAUAUAGGAAACAAAAUGGCGCUGCCCACGGAAACCGAUAUGUCACUGGAAUUUUGGAGAAACGGUCCUACACCUGGAGGUUUGUACAACUUUCCCGGUCAAGGAACAUCGACAAAGAUGGGGCCAAUCAAAAAGACUUUGAGUCCAAUGGUAACAGGAACUUCAGUUCUUGGAGUAAAAUUUGAUGGUGGUAUCAUCCUGGCUGCUGAUAUGCUUGGUUCGUACGGAUCUUUGGCAAGGUUCAUGCACUGUCCUAGACUGAUGAAAGUUAAUGACAGCACAGUGAUGGGGGCUGGUGGGGAUUAUGCAGAUUUCCAAUAUAUUAAAUCUGUGAUAGAACAGAGAGUAAUUGAUGAGGAGUGUAUGAAUGACGGAUUCCAGUACACUCCCAAAUCUCUGUUCUCCUGGUUGACAAGAAUAAUGUACAACAGAAGAUCUCGUUUUAACCCAUUGUGGAACACUAUAGUUGUUGGUGGGCUACAGGAUGGAGAACCGUUUCUUGGUUACGUAGACAAGAUAGGAACAGCUUUCAAAGCUCCAAGUGUAUGUUCUGGUUAUGGAGCCUACAUUGCUCAGCCAAUUCUUAGGAAUGCAUUAGAGAAACAACCAAAUCUCACAGAGCAGCAAGCAAAAGAACUUAUAGAUCAGUGUCUCACAGUUCUUCACUACAGGGAUGCCAGGUCACUAAAUAAGUACCAAAUAGCUAUUGUGACAAAAGAUGGAGCCAGAAUAGAAGGACCUAUAAGCAGUGCAACAAAUUGGGAUAUAGCAGAAAGGGUUGGAUUUUUCGAUGAGUAAAAUAGAAACAACACAUGCUUCGGGUAUGAGUGAAGAUGAACUGGAAAAAAAACUUAAUUGUACAGACAUUUAAAUGAAUUGAGACUGGAGCCCUGCUAAGUUCUUUGGAGAAAAAGGAGAAAAAACCAUAAAUGACUGCAUAAGAAAGUGACAUCGCCAAAAAUGAAGACUCUGGUGUUGAUAAAUAGUUAAAGGCUUAUGAGUACAAUCUGUGUAUAGUAACAUUGUAAGAUAACUGUGUGAGAAUUAUUAGUCGUCUAGCUGAAGACAAUAUCUAUAUGUAUUACAUCAUUUGAAUUGUUUACUGUACACUCAACGUUUUUGUACUUGGCUCAUCAUUUAUGAAGAUAGAGUCCAGUUAAACAUUCGAGUAAAGCUAUGGAUAUAUAACUGUAAUAUCUACACAAAAAUUAAAAUAAAACAAAACAUUAA
Lingula anatina is the source of this 1246-nucleotide messenger RNA. Its product is annotated as proteasome subunit beta type-4. The record is from RefSeq and is a predicted model, not a curated record. Gene Ontology annotation, cellular component: cytoplasm; proteasome core complex. NCBI's taxonomy places the organism in Eukaryota, Metazoa, Brachiopoda, Lingulata, Lingulida, Lingulidae.